UUGAAGUUGGUCAUUCAAAUUUCCGGUGUCGGGUCACAUGACUGAACUUCUACCUGAACUCUACAGACCGUGAAUUCUCCGAUCUUCAUUGAGAACUUAACAAGUGGGCUUUCAUCAUGCGUGGACUGAUCUGUGGACCUAAACUCGCUGCAUUCGGGAUCGUGCUGAGCGCGUGGGGCGUGAUCAUGUUGGCCAUGCUGGGUAUUUUCUUCACCACACACUCAGCAUUGCUGAUCGAGGACAUACCUCUGAGGAGUAAGGACAUCCAUCCAGGUCCUAACCCCCUGGAUGGUAUCCACAUGCUGUACAACAAGGUGGGCUAUAACUGCUUCAUAGCAGCUGCUGUGUACGUGGUGUUUGGAGCUCUGUCUUGCUGCCAGAUGAGGCUGAACCAGAAGAAGGAGUAUUUGGUACAUUGAAGAUCUUCCACCAUGCUGACCUCAGGAGGUUCCUCUAAAACCUCACCUGGAGAUUGCUGGGAGCCAUCUCUUUCUGAUCCGACCUCUCAUCUUAACAGGAAGUGAUGCUGCACUUAAUACCACAUUUCUGAUUAUUGUCACUGUUGGGAAUGAUUGAAAUAAUCUGUCUGUGGACACUGGUCCUGUCAGCAGUGACUGAUGGAUGUGUUGU
Molecule: messenger RNA, 630 nt
Organism: Melanotaenia boesemani (Boeseman's rainbowfish)
Lineage: Eukaryota; Metazoa; Chordata; Actinopteri; Atheriniformes; Melanotaeniidae
Gene: rnaseka
Product: ribonuclease, RNase K a
Exons: 4
Coding region: 117-419 (100 amino acids)
Molecular function (GO): RNA endonuclease activity
Source: RefSeq, a predicted model, not a curated record